Messenger RNA from Coccinella septempunctata (seven-spotted ladybird), 1188 nucleotides. RefSeq lists its product as uncharacterized. The transcript has a single exon. The coding region runs from base 1 to 1188 and encodes 395 amino acids. The record is from RefSeq and is a predicted model, not a curated record. Lineage: Eukaryota; Metazoa; Arthropoda; Insecta; Coleoptera; Coccinellidae.
AUGAAGGGCGGUAGAGGGCAGCGGGCUGGCCCUCUUCGGAGCCGUCCAGAGGUAGAGCCUGAUGGGGUAAGCUGUGGGGCAAGCGGCGCAGCCCCCCGAGAUGGCACCGUACGUCCGAAUUCGCAUGGAAGGGAAAGAAGAAGCAUCAGCUUGGACAAAAUUCGAACCCGUCCCGCUGAGGUUUCAAGCACGCGAGAUGGAAAAGUACGCUGGACGCAGGAGGAAAAUAUCCUUUUAAUGCGUACUCAUUUCAUUGCUCAGCAACAACAACACGACACAGGAGGGAACUACAGAGAACUUUUAACAACCAUUUGGAACGAGAUCAAUCCAGAGAAGCAGUCCUACCCGAACCUACUUGUCAAUAGAGUUAGGCUGUUCCUUCAGAACGAAAGGUUCUCCACUGUUGAACUGGAGGCAAUUAAGAAAAGUAUAAGGCCUCACACACCAAAUCCAGCAGAGAACACAGAUGUCGACAAUGAGGAAGCUUAUGCAGAACAUCCAAUGGAACCAACCCCUCAAUGGUGCCAAACCAACAAAAUCUUCCAGAAAAACAUGAAGAUGUAUGCCAGAGUAUCUACGCAGGAUAGACCGAAAAUACCAAGACUCAAAGGCUCACGGAAAAUCCUAGAGAGCGUUGAAAGAGCCAACACCGUGAUAAAAUCCAGCAUACGAAGUGAUUCCACCAUUGCAGAUUUUGUCGACUCUGUGUACGCGGGAGCGAUCACAGUAUGUGAGAAGAAUGGAAUUCGUCUGUAUAGUAGACAAACCAAACCUAGAGAAGAGAAAAUGCCACCAUGGAAAACACGCCUGGAAAAGAAAAUUAAUAAUAUCAGAAAAAUAAUAGGCACGCUACAUACUUACCUGAAUAACAACUCACCGACCAGGAAAAUUGUCAAACGAGUGACAUCACAACAUCAUAUCAAGGCCCGCGACGAACAACUUCGGCAGCAACUUAUAAUUCUAUGCGAUACUCUGAAACAAAAAAUUAAGGCUUUAGGAAAUCGUAUAAGACGAUAUAAUGAAAGGGUAAAAAGAUAUAAAAACAGCCAACUCUACUACAAAAAUCCCAAACAAUUUCACCGCUCACUUGAAGGGACAGUCACAGUCAACAAAUCAUACCCAACACCAGAAAAUAUACAUGCAACAUGGAAGGAAAUCUGGGCUCAUGCAGGAGAUCACGAUGACUAG